AGGAGAGAGCGGAGGAAGGGGCGGAGGUCACCCAGCCCUCCACCCUCCGAGGCUGGGAGCAUCUCUAGGUGCUCUGUAGUCCAGGGCACAGUAGGUCCUGCCAGCGAUCCAGGAUCCAGCGCUCAGAAGAGUCCUAGGGAGGCAGGAGCGGUGGAACCCGAGGUUGCGGCUGCGCCGGGCUGGUUGCGCCAUGGAACACGGGGCUCAGCGCUCUUCUGCUCUGGACACAGCCACUCAGUGGCCCAGGAUGCCGAGAUGUCUGCACUUCGAGACUGCACAGUUGUGACAGGGAGAUGACUUGAGGGCACAGCGUUUACCUCCACAACAAUGUCAAUGUCCAUGAACGGUUCCAGACAGCCAGUGUCUCCUGCAGCUGGACUCAUCGCGAACACCACGUGCCAGACGGAGAACCGUCUUUCAGUAUUUUUUUCAAUCAUCUUCAUGACAGUGGGGAUUUUAUCUAACAGCCUGGCCAUCGCCAUUCUCGUGAAGGCGUACCAGAGAUUCAGACAGAAGUCCAAGGCUUCCUUCCUGCUUUUGGCUAGUGGCCUGGUGAUCACGGACUUCUUUGGCCACCUCGUCAAUGGAGGGAUAGCUGUGUUUGUAUACGCUUCUGAUAAAGACUGGACCCGCUUCGAUCAGUCAAACAUCCUGUGCAGUAUUUUCGGAAUCUCCAUGGUCUUUUCUGGCUUGUGCCCGCUCUUCCUAGGCAGUGCGAUGGCCAUUGAGAGGUGCAUAGGAGUCACCAAUCCUAUAUUCCACUCUACGAAGAUCACAUCGAAACACGUGAAAAUGAUUCUGAGUGGCGUGUGCAUGUUUGCUGUCUUCGUGGCUUUGUUGCCCAUCCUCGGACACCGAGAUUAUCAAAUCCAAGCGUCCAGAACCUGGUGCUUCUACAACACGGAGAACAUCGAAGACUGGGAAGACAGAUUUUAUCUCUUGUUCUUUUCUCUCCUCGGACUCUUAGCUCUCGGAGUUUCAUUCUCGUGCAACGCCGUCACGGGAGUCACACUCUUAAGAGUGAAGUUCAGAAGUCAGCAGCACAGGCAAGGCAGGUCUCACCACCUGGAGAUGGUCAUCCAGCUCCUGGCCAUAAUGUGUGUCUCCUGCGUCUGCUGGAGUCCCUUUCUGGUAACAAUGGCCAACAUUGCAAUAAAUGGAAAUAAUUCCCCAGUGACCUGUGAAACGACACUUUUUGCUCUCCGAAUGGCAACAUGGAAUCAGAUCUUAGACCCCUGGGUCUAUAUUCUGCUACGGAAGGCUGUCCUUAGGAACCUGUACAAGCUUGCCAGUCGCUGCUGUGGGGUGAACAUCAUCAGCUUGCACAUCUGGGAACUCAGCUCCAUUAAGAAUUCCUUAAAGGUUGCUGCUAUUUCGGAGUCUCCGGCUGCAGAGAAGGAGAGUCAGCAAGCAUCCAGUGAAGCUGGCCUGUAAAACAACUCAGCGUUGGAAGAAAGAUAUGGAAACUUCAGAGACAUCUCAGCUCACCAGACUCACAGCAUAACUGGAACAUAUGGACCUCUGUGGAGUUCAGGAGUACAGUGGUCAGACACAGCUUGACUUUCAUUAUGCCGGCUGCUGCAUGGUUGUGUAUUUUUAUUUGUUUGUGUCAACAGGAGAUAAGCAGAUACAAUGUGGUGGAGUUGAGUAGAACACACAUUUGAGUUUAUCUGUGUGACUUAUGUUCUUGGAAUAAAUGAUUCUGUUGAGGCCCAGUGCCUUUAUUGUCUAUUUUUCCAAGCACCUUAACGCUACUUGCACUCUGACAUGGCCAUUUGAGGACCCCUGACUUACAGACAAAGCUUCAAGUAGUACAAGACGUUUUGUGUUUGUGUGUGCAGUUCUGCUCUGUUUACCAGCCCACGUGUCUUCAAUCAAUAUCUGCAUGGCCAUGACAUCUGAGACUCGAGGUGACUUUGAUGGCCACUAUGUAGGCUGCUCAGCCUGACGUUGUUAGGCUGAUGAGGAUAAUCAUUCUUGUCACAACUGACAGGUGUGAUUGCUAGCAUUUGUUAUGAAGGCUAAUUAUUUUUUCAUAUUGGUUAUCCUCCUAUAAAAUCAUAGGUUUUCAGUGUCUAAGUAAUCUCCCUUUCCUCUGAAAAUUGUAGAGACAUACAGGCGUUGUCUUAGCACAGAGUCAGCUCAUGAUAGCAUAUCAUAAGCCCUAUUAAGGAUGAUACAAACAUUGAAAAUCCCACUUACACAUGCCAAGAAUAUGGCAGACAUUGCUUUACCUGAAUUGUCAUUUCUAUGUCAGAGAAUAAAAGAAAAACAAGAUACAUUCGAAGUCUGUUUGCAGCUACUGUGUUUCUGCUUUACACACACAGGCAUAAGGAAGUUCUGCUAACAGCAAUUUCACUAACUAGGUUGAACAUUUCCAAAAGCCCGAGUUAUCAGUGAGGAGUGGAAAGAUGUGAAACCAGCCAGGAGUUCGGACCCACUCUUAUGGUUAACUUGAGGCUAAGGGACAAGAUUGUGCUGCCAACUUUCCCAAUCUUAAUUCACACUUCUCCUUUGUUUGUAUAAUUUAACACAAAGAUACUCAAUUUCAGUAAUCAUUCUGAACAUUAGGUCCAUCUCUGACUAGGCUUGUGGUUAUGCUUUAUAAAGAAAUGUAUUUUUCAUAUUUAACAUUUUACCUUGCUUUCAUCAAGUUUGGCUUUAUUUAAAGAUUAUUACUUUUUUUUUUUUUUUGCAGUGUGUAUGGGUGUUUUACGUGAAUGUAUUUCUGUGUGUUAUGUACCUUCCUGGAACCUACUGAAACCAGAAAGGGGCAUCAGAUCCUCUGGAACUGAAGUUACAGAUGGUUGAAACCUACCAUGUGGGUACUAGGAAUCAAAUCCAGGUUCUCUGGAAGAGCAGCUGUGGAAGAAUUUUAAUCCAGCAACAUUGUGAAUUCAAUAGACUUAAAAUAGUAUCUUCAACAUGGUUUCUCUGGCAAGAGAUCACAUCCAAAGACCUUCUAGGUCUAUAUGAUCUGGCUGGAAUGCAGACAUGCCCUGGAUUAUAGUACGAUCUGGCUGUAAUAUAGAUGUACCCUUAGUACACACAUUUAAUCCCUAACAAUGAAGGUAAAGUUAGUUUGUAGAAGGAAGUAGCCACUUUUGAAAGUAAUGUCCAAUUAGGGGCAGACAGAGUGAUGAAUCAGAUAAAGUUUUAACCAAAUGGCUUAAGAGAAAGGAUAUGCCCAACUCACGUGAGGAGAGAGAGAGGGGAGGGCAGUGGUGUGUUUAUGGCAGUUUUACCAGGACAGUUUUGCAUAGAUCAGCAGAGAGAACAAUCUGGAUACUGGUGAAGACCGAGUGAACCAAAGAGUAGGAGGAGUCAGAAGAGCAGAACUUAUCGCCAGUUAGUACAAGGCCAAGCAAUCAGGCAGAAGUGGAGAGAAGCCAGAUUCAAUCGGUCACGGGAGAUUAGAUUGUUUGGAGGCUAGAAGCUUUCAGGCCUAGGCCUAGGGAUUGAUAGAACAGAGAAAGAAAUGCUCUGGGCUCAGCCUAAGCUGUGCGUUCUCACUGCUAGAGUAUGGCUUUCUUUUUAUCCGUUUGUCUGAGGAAAUGAAAGCAUCAUUUUCAAGCAGCCGCUGUUAACUGCUGAGCUGUCUCUCUAGCUUUUCAGAAUGAUUUUUAUCAAUACAAAUGAUUUUAGAUUCUAGGAGCCCUGUGAAUUCAAUAGACUCAAAAUAGUAUUUUCAAUAGCUUCUGCUUUCUUUGAUUGGUAGUUUACAUUAGAUAUGAUCACUGCUUUUGGUAAAUUCUCAUAACUAAAUUAAAAGAAAUUAAGCAAAUAGCCUUGUUGAAGAGUUAAAGAAAAUCAUUUGUGGUGAUUUGAAAGGAAUACACACUAUUAUGUAAUAAUCUUAACUUAAAGACAAGUGAUCAAUCACACAACUGAUUCUUAUGUAGAGAAUAUACAGAGAAUAGAAAACAAUUUUUGGUGUAAAUUGAGCUUGGAGUUGUAAAGAGUGUGCACAAUUUAAAUUUAAGCUGACAGCUGCAUGUCGGUUUUUAUGAUGUACAUAAGUAGUGUUCCUGUGUGCAUGCAUGUGUUUAUGAAUAUGUGUAUAUGUAUGUGUAUGUAUAUGUAUAAUGCAUAUGAUUGUAAAAAGGCAUUGCAAUUUAUGAUCACUGUUACAUUACAUAAAUGUUAUCAUCUUUAAUUUCAAGAGUACUCAAAGCCUGGAUAAACCUUUGGACAGUUAGCAUUCAGAGCAGAUUUGUUUCCUACAGCAAUAAGACGUUGGCAUCUCAAAAACUGAGGCACAAAGAACCAAAUCCCUGUCUUCUUCAACUAUAGUUGGUAAAACUCUGCAAUUAACAUUACCAUGCAUUUCAGCUGAGGAAAGGCACUGAGAGGGACCUUGUUUUGAGGCCCCAGUUCUCUUCAUUGUGAGCCUCUGAUAUGGACACAAAAGUUCUACUGCUGUGAUGUCUACAGUGAGACUGUCUUUUAACAUCAUCCUGUGAUGAAGGCAAGGCUCUGGGAAGUGCCAAGGAGUUUUUUUUUCAGUGCAUAUUCUGGAAGAUUUAUCUCUACAACCUAAGCAUUUUUUAAGACAAGCUAACUGAUCUUAUGAUGAGGAUAACCCACAGUAUAAAUGUAAAAAAAAUUGAAGAAAUUUCAUGUUAUACCUGACUCUAAAAUUCUGUUUGUUUUAGUGGCCAUUGUAUAUAGUUUACUGUGCAGUGUGCAAUAGUGGAUGCAUUUGCUGAUAACUUCUAUAGACCUGAGUAAAACUGUA
Messenger RNA from Apodemus sylvaticus (European woodmouse), 4738 nucleotides. It is a transcript of the gene Ptgfr, whose product is annotated as prostaglandin F receptor. The record is from RefSeq and is a predicted model, not a curated record. The transcript has 3 exons. Gene Ontology annotation, cellular component: plasma membrane. Gene Ontology annotation, molecular function: prostaglandin F receptor activity. The coding region runs from base 328 to 1434 and encodes 368 amino acids. NCBI's taxonomy places the organism in Eukaryota, Metazoa, Chordata, Mammalia, Rodentia, Muridae. Gene Ontology annotation, biological process: inflammatory response; positive regulation of cytosolic calcium ion concentration; adenylate cyclase-activating G protein-coupled receptor signaling pathway.